AUGAAAGGAAAUACUGUUGCACUUACCUGGUUGAGAGAUAACUUUGACCAAAUUCCAGAGUACGCUGAUGAUGUUACUAUUCAGAGGCAUGCUCGGGCUUUCCUUUUACGACUAAUAGGUGGAUCCCUAUUUGUUGAUCAGUCUGCUCAUAGGGGCAACGUCACCACAAGUGCAGCAAAUUGGCGGGCCACUGCAUAUUUUACAAAUUUGUGCAUGGGACAGAAUAAAACAAUUGCCCCUACCAUCUCCCAGAUAAAUCCCCUUCCAGAUACACCGAUUGGCAGUCGGUGGAGUAAUGCUAAAAGUAUUACUAAAGUUACAACGCAUGUGCUUGUGCAACUUCGGUACCAACUUGAUCGAAUGGAAGCCGAAGAGUUUAUAUGGGAGCCAUACUCUGAUGUUGUGGUGGACGGUAUGUCAGAUUACUGUCUACAGGGUAGACAAAUAUGGAAAUCAGUUGUUCCACUUAUUUGUUUUCAUAUUGUUGAGUGGCAUCGACCUGACAAGGUGCUAAGGCAGUUUGGAUUUUCUCAGCCCAUUCCACAACCACCCCGUCAAACAGCUGAUAUGCAUUCAAUAAAAUUAACUUCUUUAGCUACGAACUGGAUGACCGAGAACCAACAUUGGAUUACGUUCUGGGAAUCAAGGCACCGACGGAUUGUCGCCAGCAAUACUCUGACCCAGCCAUUAUAUUACCAUUCACAGUACAUGGAAUGGUACAGAAUGAUUGCACGUCGGUGGGUGUCUCAAAGGGGUGCAUCAAUCGACGCUGUGGAGGAUGGUCUGGAGAACUGCCGCUUAUGGGCGAGUCAAGUUCGUCACCCAACAGUAGACAAGAUUGGAAAUGCGGUCAAUUCAAUGUUUCAUGCACUUCGUUUGUUCGAUCGCAUUUCCCAAAUACCACCUCCACAGCCGGCGCCACCUUCCCAACCGCUUCCAAAUGAUGUACACGACGACGCACCCUCCUCCUCCAGGAAUCCCCCACGAUAUCGUCGCCACACUACCAGGCCAUCAAGGGAGACGGAGAUUCCACGGCCUAUGCCAAACCCUGGUGUAAUGCAAAUACCAUCACCAGUUGCAUUCCAUCCAUACGGCUCAUACACAGAAUUGGGCCAAUCUUCAUAA
Messenger RNA from Manihot esculenta (cassava), 1125 nucleotides. RefSeq names its product serine/threonine-protein phosphatase 7 long form homolog. Lineage: Eukaryota; Viridiplantae; Streptophyta; Magnoliopsida; Malpighiales; Euphorbiaceae. The record is from RefSeq and is a predicted model, not a curated record. The coding region runs from base 1 to 1125 and encodes 374 amino acids. The transcript has 5 exons.